UUAAAAAAAAUUAUUAUUUUGUGCAUAAAUUACAUAUGUGGUUUCCAGCAUGCACUAAAGAUAGAAUUAUAAUCAAUUAUACUUGUUUACUGGAAAGUCUUAUCUAAUGAAAGAUAAUGUCAUGUAUUUUCUUGUUUAUUGUCAUAUAAUGAAAGAUUUGAGAUCGUUUAGCGACGAGUAGGAAGAUCAACAUGACAAUUUAUGGUGAAAGUGCAUAAAAUCUACCAAGAAGUGAGUAAAUCUUCUAAAAAAAGUACCUUUAUUGACAAUUUAUGGUUUCCGGAGUCUUGCUCGUGUUAUCUUGGUGAUUUUGAGGUAGCGAUUCAACAGCUCAGUCUAGGUGCUAUAGUUGGUAGCAAAUUCAUCACUAGAAGGACCCUUGCUCUGAGAGUGUCGUCAACUCAUCCCCUUUGCUUCUUUUCGUAUAAAUUUAGGGUGGAUCCGCAAAUCGCAAACUCGACUGUCCAUACAGUGACACAAAAAGCCUCGACUCUGUCUCAUUUAGAGUUAGAUUUCUUUGAUUUUGUGGGCUGACACCACUAGUGUAUUGUUUUGGGAAGGUUCAUGAGUUGGGAGUGUAGUACUAUAUUCAAUAUUUCUCUUGUUAUCUCCUUGGAAAAAGGUUCCUUUCUCGACGAGAUACUCGAAUUAAAUAGAUAAUCUUUCUUUAUAUUUCAUAACUGUGGAUAAAUUGCACGAAUUCUUCUAGUACUCAAUUGAAGCUACAUAGAGGAUUAAAUAAAAAACAAAUGCACCUCCUUUCUUUUAUUUACUAAUUUAUUCUUAAGAAUGAUUGUUAAUAUGAGUGUAAAAAUCAGGCAAAGGAAAUAAAAUUCAUUCUAGUGAAAUUUUUUUAUAGAUUUUUUUUUAUAAUCGACCAAUACACAAGAUGCCAAAAACAUUACCAUUCCUACUCAUAAAAAUCUCAUAAUAAACGAGAUUUUAAGACAAACUAGUUCAUAAAAUUAACUAAGCAAGAAUUAUGAUCUUCUUCCAAUUUUCAUGUCUAAACUAUCAACAAAUAUCACAAAACAAAAGAAAAAAGAACAGAAAAGCAACUUUGCUUAAUUCUCCUAAUACUGGACCCCACGUAAGAACCCGCCACCCUAUCCCUCCCUCCCCCUUUCCGUCUUCUUUCUACCUCCAAUUUUCUUUUCCCUUCUUAAACUUUCCCGGAAAAAAAAAAUAAAGGAAGGAAAAUCGGAGGGAGGGGGAGAAACUAUGAAGGACGCCCACGAAAUUCCGGCUUUCACCACUUCCACUCCUCCUGCACUUUUCUCACCAACCCAACACUCCCAUUCGCCAAUGGCCUGAGAACCCACACAAGCAAGCACGAGCAACAAUAAGAAGAAGGUAGAAACGCAGAAUUAGUUGAACUGAUUGUUCCGCCUGACGUCAUUUUCCGGCGGGAGCGGGAGGGGAGGGUGGUAAUGGGUGCGUCGCUAUCGAACCUGACGGAAGGUGCGAACGGCGCGGCCAUAGGGCCAGGGCUAGGCGACAUACCGGAGAGCUGCGUGGCCUGCGUCUUCACCUACUUGACGCCGCCGGAGAUUUGCAACCUCGCGCGCCUCAACCACGCGUUCCGCGGCGCGGCGUCGUCGGACUCCGUUUGGGAGAAGAAGCUGCCGAGGAACUACCUGGAUCUGCUCGAUUUGCUGCCUCCCGACCGCCACAGGGACUUGUCGAAGAAGAAGGACAUCUACGCUCUCCUCUCCAGGCCCGUCUCCUUCGACGACGGCAACAAGGAGCUAUGGUUGGACAGAGUUACGGGGAGGGUUUGCGUGUCUAUAUCGGCGAAAGGCAUGGCGAUAACCGGGAUCGAGGAUCGGCGGUAUUGGAAUUGGGUUGCUACUGAAGAAUCCAGAUUCCACGUCGUGGCCUAUUUGCAGCAAAUAUGGUGGUUCGAAGUAGACGGGGUUCUAAAGUUCCCUUUCCCUCCUGAUAUCUAUACACUAACCUUCAGGCUCCACCUUGGAAGAUUCGCCAAACGGCUUGGAAGACGCGUAUCUCAUUUCGAUCAAACCCACGGCUGGGAAAUCAAACCAGUUCGGUUCGAGUUGUCCACAUCCGACGGCCAGCAGGCAUCGUCCGAGUGCUGUCUGGACGACACCGAUGAACUCGAUGAAGAGUACGGCAACCACAAGCGUGGCUACUGGAUCGAGUACAAGGUGGGGGAGUUCGUGGUAACCGACUCAGACCCCAUUACCGAGGUUCGGUUCUCUAUGAAACAGAUUGAUUGCACACAUUCCAAAGGUGGGCUAUGUGUAGAUUCUGUAUUUAUUAUACCCAAUGAUCUGAAGGAGCGUAAACGAAAAGGAGUAGUCAAGUAGGGCAAAAAGAAGCAGAAGCAAAAAAGGAUUUGAAUGCUGUUUUAGGUUUGUUGUGGUCUAUACAGCUAUACUGAAAAGUGAAGUCAGUUGAUGAGUUUAGAGGGAUGUCAUCAUAAUUUGUUCCUUGAGUGGGUAAUAUGCCUACUUCGACUACUACUAUCACCUCAUGUAAUGUAUUUUGCUGUGCUGUAUUAACCAAGUUUUGCUGCAUUUUUUUUGCACACCUCUGCAGAUAGAGUUUUCACAAGGAAAAUUGCUUUGAUCCCUCUCUCAUCCCUUUUUUCUGCCGGUGAAUUCAUUUCACGUAUUACUCUAGCGAUGCUCCUUUCUUGAGUUUCUUUCGAUAUUCUGAUCAGUCCGAGUCUGAUAGCUUUCCUUAUCUGAGUAUAGUUUGAAACCUUGGUUAAGUUAGGAUGCUUGUCCAAUUGGAGACUAAUUUUGGUCAAGUUCCUAGCCUUUCAUUUCUCCCAUUUUCUUUCUUUAUCUUGUGUCCCAAGUCUGAGAUGUAGGAUCGUCAAUCUUCCAUCUUUCCUUUUCCAUACUUUAGACCGAUUUAAUUGACUUCGAAUAAAAAAGAGGAAGAGGAGAACUUGAACCACACCAUUAUUCCCCUUCCAGUCUGGAAAUGAGUACUGCUGACAGCUACUGGAAGAUAUCAAUUUCAACACUAGCAUAAUAAUGUUCUGUAGUUAGGCUUGAUGUAGAUAGAUCCAUCUACACUUUCAAUAGUAGUGAAAUACUGUUUGAGUUGGGCUGAUUGAGUUCAGCUGGUUCAGAGUCAAAUUCUUUGUACAUAUACAAGUCGUUCUCAAGUAUUUGUAAUGGUUUAUAUACAGCAAUCAAUUAACUAAAAAGAUUACCGAUCUAUUGUUAGGACAUGGUAGUCCGGAGUUUUGCAUAAUCUGACUUCAGUGAUCAGCUUCCCACCACCAUCACAAGAGAGUAGUAACAUGUACUAUUAGUAGAAUGGAGUUUUGAAAGCAAGAGGCUACAUGAAACACACAUCAUAUCAUUGUCCAUGUAUAUAGAGGCUGGUCCAUGUUUGGCCGCGCCGCCUGCCUAGCUAGCUAGCUAGCUAGCUACACUUCCUUUGGCGUUAGAGAGGCCGAGCCCAAGCGGAUAAAGACUGGUCCUUGCAUGUCUGUAUUUGCUCCUUUCUUGGCUGCUGCUCUGUUUUCACCUCUGCUGUUUGAGCUGGAAGGAAGGAUGGCGUGUGCAAAGGCACUAUGGCUCCACCGAAAUUUAAGUCUGUUGAUCAGUAAAAUCAGUAGAUUCCUUGGACCACCAGAACUAGCAGUGGUAGAAGAAGCGAGCAGCAGAAGCAGAUGAGGUUUUUAUGAAGCAAGGAAGGAGAAAGGACAGCUGCUCUGUUUUGUUUGAUAAUAGUAUAGGCAGAGACAGGCGCCCCCACUCUGAUCUAAGCUAAUGGGCCAUUCAAUUCAUUAUAAGCUCUGCGAGAGAGAGACCUUAGCACAAUAAUGCAGACUUUCAGACAACAAGUUCCUUUUACGAUCGGGAUGUCUUCUUCACUGCCCAUGGCUACCUAUCAAUCAAAUCCAACAAUGAUGGUGGUGGUGUUGGUGAAGAUGUUCGAAAGAAAGCUUUCAUGUCCAUAUAAUAAAAAUGGGUGUUACUGUUCCAUUCAUCUUUCAACCGCUCGAAUUAUCUGGUGCCUCUUCCAACAAGUCAAAAAGAAUCUGUAAACGAACGAUAUAAGAAUCUACCGUUGAACUUUUACCAACAACUUGGUUUUUGCUUUGGAAAAAGAAAACAGGAUUUCAAAA
Molecule: messenger RNA, 4114 nt
Organism: Linum trigynum
Lineage: Eukaryota; Viridiplantae; Streptophyta; Magnoliopsida; Malpighiales; Linaceae
Source: the annotation of a GenBank genome assembly